Messenger RNA from Durusdinium trenchii, 855 nucleotides. NCBI's taxonomy places the organism in Eukaryota, Dinophyceae, Suessiales, Symbiodiniaceae. The record is from the annotation of a GenBank genome assembly.
AUGCUUCCUUCUGGACCGCCGCCAGGACAGGUGUGGUCGCAGCAGGCAGCCUCGGCUCAGUGUCAUCCUCAACAAGUGAUGACACCACCGCCUGUGGCGCCCUGCUCACCGCCACCGCCGCAUUCAUUGGCAAUGGUUCCUGCUUCCGGUGGCACGAUGGCGAUGCCAAAGCCUAUGGCAGCUGCAGAACUAGCUCCUCCUCCGUUUGGAGGAGUGGCUAAUCAAACCCUUGAACAACUUGUGGGCAUGUUGCAGGCAGCCAACGCCAAAGGUGGGCAGAAGCGUACUCAAUCUGUCCCAAAUCGCCAGAAAGCGCUCAGUGGAGGUCAUGGCAGUCAAGAUCCGCCAAAUCCAAAGCGGCCCAGGCAAUGCAACAGUGCCAGAUUCUCGUCUGGAUGGACAACAGUCGCAGACUUGAGUUUGUUUGAUCUUAGAAACGCCCUUGGGGUUGUGAACCCCAUUGAGUGCAAUCUCAUGAUCAUGGACAAGUAUGACCAUGGCGACACCUCUUUGAUCUUCCAGUAUGCGCUUGGACUGCACGGCAACUCCAAGUUGAAUUGCACAGAACGCUCAAGUUGGCUUCAGAUGGUGGGUGCCGAGCAUACACGUCGGCAGAAAGCUGGUGUUGAGUGCAUUGAUGGGAGCAUGACACUGGAUGCCAUUGUGUCAACUAUGAAGCAACGAAAGGCAGAAGCAAUGAGGCUUGAACAGGCAUCUGCUCCGACCAUUGUGAAUACGCCUGAUGGUUCAGCUUCAGCGGUGUCCUGGAACAACAAGACCAAGUGGCUUCCUCCCAACCCAAGUCCUGCGCAUAGAUGGCAGCUGGCACAUGAUCCGCGCCGUGUUUUGAAUUAG